AUGGAAUUUUGGAGACUACCAACCGAUAUACUAGAUAAUGUUUUCCUGAGGUUGACAGUGGAUGAAAUAGACAAUUUACUUCUAUUGUUCGACUAUGAAAUCAAGAAUGAGAUUUGGAGACGCUUACGGGCCGCAAGGUACUCAACGAUCAUAGUUUGCAACAUGCUGAAACAUCAAUUACGGAACUUGAAAGAACCCGACUUGAACAAUAUUCUUGACUAUUCGACUAUACUAUCCACCCUUGAGUUUGAGUCAUUAUUCAUGGAAACCAAUAAUAAGGAAACACUUGUUCCUAGACGAAUAUACUAUAUUCUUGAUUCACAAGGAGAGCGAGAACCUAUUCAUAAGAGCAUCAGGAAGUUGUGUAAAAUCAUUAAAGGCGGGUUGUGUGGUUUAUGUGAGGUAUCAAGCAAGAUGUAUCUUUUCCUUGACCCACUGCCACAAAUGACACUUAUUGAAGAAUAUCUGGACCUUCAAAAAUUGAACACUAUAUUUAUCAACUUCAUUCUCGGCCAUUUUACUGAACUAAGAAGAAUGGUAACUUUGCAUGUAUCCAGUGGCAUUUUCUUUAAUGACUCCCAACGAAUAAAUUUCGACUAUUUAUCAAAUUUGAAUGUCUCCGAACUUGUACUUACACACCUACAAUUGAGUGAUAUUGAUGAAUUGGUGAUACCAUGGACUACGCGAAAGCUCAAUUUAUCAAACAACAGACUUAGAAGCACAGAAAACAUUCAGUUCCCUCAGAGUCUAAAAAUACUUGAUCUUUCACACAAUGCACUUACAGCCAUAUCAGGCUUAAGUCCAGAACUUGAAACUUGCGAUUUGAGUUUUAAUCACCUAGACAAUUCAAUUUUCAGGAAUCUCCCUACGAGCGUAAAAUCGCUAAACUUGUCAUAUAACAAGGUUACCAUGCUUGAUGCUGGCGCUCUUUCUCAUCUUGACUACUUGAACAUUAAGGGUUGUGACAUUUCAAUUGCGACAUCAUAUAGCAACACCAUAAUCGAUAGCUGA
Messenger RNA from Meyerozyma guilliermondii ATCC 6260, 1011 nucleotides. RefSeq lists its product as uncharacterized. The record is from RefSeq and is a predicted model, not a curated record. Gene Ontology annotation, molecular function: protein binding. The coding region runs from base 1 to 1011 and encodes 336 amino acids. The transcript has a single exon. NCBI's taxonomy places the organism in Eukaryota, Fungi, Ascomycota, Pichiomycetes, Serinales, Debaryomycetaceae.